AUGUCCUCUCUCAACCUGACCGACGGCACGGCCGUCACGGUCGCCGGCACGGCGUUCCAAGACCCUUUAACAAACGCUGGGGCGACACCUUUCGUCGAGCACGGAUACGCCUCAACGGGGUUCAUCAUUAUCUGCACGGCCCUCGUCUUCUUCAUGACACCCGGUCUCGGUCUCUUCUACGCUGGUCUGAGUCGCGUGAAGAACUCGCUUUCGUUGAUUAUGAUUAGUAUGCUGGCCAUGUCGAUCAUUACUAUCCAGUGGGUCCUGUUCGGAUUCUCAUUAUCAUUCUCGGAGACGGGAGGACGUUUCUGGGGUAACCUUGCUCACGGAGGCCUCAAGGGUCUCGGUGCGGACGCUCUUCCAUUGACCGCGCCAACAAUCCCCGGCAUCUUGUUUGCUUUGUACCAAAUGCAGUUCGCGACCAUUACCGCUGCUCUGAUUUUCGGAUCCGUCGCUGAGCGUAUUCGAUUGCUGCCAGCUAUGCUCUUCAUCCUGUUGUGGUCGACAUUCGUUUACAACCCCGUCGCAUACUGGACAUGGUCCGCUCGUGGAUGGCUCAAGUCGCUCUCCUGCAUUGACACGAUCAUGGACACCCCAUGUGGUGUCGGCGCUCUUGACUUCGCCGGUGGAGGCCCGGUCCACAUCGCUUCCGGUUUCGCCGGUCUUGCUUACUGCCUGAUGGCCGGCAAGCGCAAGUUGAGCGACCACGAACCAUUCAAGGCGCACAACAUGACCAACGUCUUCCUCGGAGUCGGACUCCUGUGGUUCGGAUGGUACGGAUUCAAUGCCGGAAGCGCCGUCGGUGCCACCCCUCGUGCGGCCAUGGCUGGUCUCGUCACAACCCUCGCUGCCGCCUCUGGCUCCCUUUCGUGGAUGGGGUGGGACUUCUUCCGCCACGGCAAGCUCUCCGGUCUCGGCUACUGCUCUGGCGCCGUCGCCGGUCUCGUCGGAAUCACUCCCGCAUCUGGAUUCGUCGCACCAUGGGCUGCCAUCAUCAUCGGCGCCGCAUCCGGUGUGUGCUGCAACAUGGCCUGCCGUCUGAAAGACCACUUCGGUUUCGACGACUCCCUCGACGCAUGGGGCGUCCACGGUAUCGGAGGCAUCGUCGGCGGUGUCCUGACCGGUUUCUUCGCCCAGCAAUGGGUCGCUGCGCUUGACGGCGGCGUGAUCGCCGGGGGCGCCGUCGACGGCAACUGGAAGCAGAUUGGGUACCAGCUCGCUGGAUGCGUUACCAUCGCGGCAUGGUCCUUCUUCCUCUCCCUCCUCAUCUUGUUCAUCCUGAACAAGAUCCCCGGCCUCCACAUCCGCCCCGGAGCCGACCACCACGAGCACGGAAACGACAUGAGCGAGAUGGGCGAGGUCGCGUACGAGAUCAUGAUGGCCAAGGAAAACGCCACCGCACACUCUUCCAUGCCUGCGGCCCCCGAGAGGACGUUGUCGAAGGCCAAGCUCGACACGCAGCCAACGGAGGCGACCAUCUCUGUUCAAUAA
Messenger RNA from Fimicolochytrium jonesii, 1491 nucleotides. Its product is annotated as ammonium transporter AmtB-like domain-containing protein. Gene Ontology annotation, molecular function: ammonium channel activity. The transcript is spliced from 3 exons. The record is from RefSeq and is a predicted model, not a curated record. The coding region runs from base 1 to 1491 and encodes 496 amino acids. Gene Ontology annotation, cellular component: plasma membrane. Lineage: Eukaryota; Fungi; Chytridiomycota; Chytridiomycetes; Spizellomycetales; Powellomycetaceae. Gene Ontology annotation, biological process: ammonium transmembrane transport.